This is a messenger RNA of Scatophagus argus, 1261 nucleotides long. RefSeq names its product cholesterol 25-hydroxylase like 1, tandem duplicate 1 (gene ch25hl1.1). Gene Ontology annotation, molecular function: C-4 methylsterol oxidase activity; iron ion binding; steroid hydroxylase activity. The record is from RefSeq and is a predicted model, not a curated record. Gene Ontology annotation, biological process: cholesterol metabolic process; sterol biosynthetic process. NCBI's taxonomy places the organism in Eukaryota, Metazoa, Chordata, Actinopteri, Scatophagidae. The transcript has a single exon. Bases 104 to 934 code for a protein of 276 amino acids.
GAGCGAGAGAAAAUCCUUUUCAGUCAAACUCCACUAUAUAAAGGCAGAACUUUGUCUUGAUCCUGCUCCUCGCAGCAGCAGCAGCAGCAGCAGCAGCAGCGACAUGUUGAACAUUAGUGAGCUUCCUCUGCAGCUCCUGCCCUCCAGGGCCUCAGACCGUCUCCUGCAGCCGUUCUGGGACUAUUUGCUUUUUCACCACAGGCCUCUCAUCUCGUCACCUUUUUUUCCCGUCCUGCUCGCCUUCUCCAGCUAUUUCUUCUUCAGUAUACCUUUUGCUGCCCUGGACCUUCUGGGAGAAAGAGUGCAUUUAUUCUAUCAGUACAAGAUCCAGCCGGACAGGCAGCCAACAGUGGGAAUGAUGGCUAAGAGCUUCUUGACGGCGCUGUAUAACCACGUGUUCUUUGUCCUGCCAACUGUCAUAAUUGCCAUGUUCAUCCUGCCUACACCAACACUGCCACAGGAUGCUCCUACUCUAUAUCAAGUAUUCACUGAGGGACUGGCUGUGCUUCUCCUCUUUGACACUCAGUACUACAUUUGGCACGUCAUACAUCACAAACAUCCACAGCUUUACCGGUGGAUCCACGCAAUCCACCAUGAAUACAUGGCACCUUUCUCCUGGUCGACCGAGCAGCUCAGCAUCCCAGAACUCAUGACUGUUGGAUUCUGGAGCAACCAGGAUCCAGUUCUUUUGAAGUGCCACCCACUGAGCACAUGGUGUAUCACAGUUUUCAGUAUCUGGAUGUCUGUGGAGGACCACAUAGGCUAUGACCUGCCGUGGACUCUCAACCACCUGGUGCCUUUUGGCUUGCUGGGUGGUGCGCCGGCUCAUGACAUGCACCACCAGAAGCCAAGCAGUAACUACGCUCCUUUCUUCAGCCACUGGGACAGAAUCUUUGGCACUGCGGUUCCCCUGAAGAAAAAAACCAUAAGAUGAUAAUAGCAAGCGAAUGCAAUUGUGUAAAUACUGCAUGUUGAGUUUUUUUCUUCAUAGGAUGGCAUUACAGUUAUUUUAGCAGUCACAUUCUUUCCUUUUGUAAAAUCCAUUGUUUUGCUCUCUUCAGUAACUACUGACUGUAAUUUUACAGCACUUGCUGUGUCCUUUCUGCUCCUUGAGGUUUUUUGUAGGCUAUUGGACUAACUCAGCAAUAUACAAGUUUUAUAUAUAUAUUUCCAUGAAUUUUCAUUCUAUUUUAAUUUACAAAAUACUCUCCCACUGUUGUUUCUGUUGGUGUUGUUUGGAAUAAAAGUCAUUUAAAAAGUU